Messenger RNA from Plasmodium adleri (nom. inval.), 2889 nucleotides. Its product is annotated as conserved Plasmodium protein, unknown function. NCBI's taxonomy places the organism in Eukaryota, Apicomplexa, Aconoidasida, Haemosporida, Plasmodiidae. The record is from RefSeq and is a predicted model, not a curated record. The coding region runs from base 1 to 2889 and encodes 962 amino acids. The transcript is spliced from 2 exons.
AUGAGUUCAGAGGUUUCUGCUCAAAUAAUUAAAAAAGAUGGAUCUCCAAAGAAAUCGAUGAAUCCACCUAAGAAAUUUCCUUUAUUAUUAAAAAAUAAAGGAAAGUCACCACCUUUUAUUCAAAAAAAUAAUAUCACAAAUAAUAGAGACAAUGAUAUAAACGGUGAAGGAAUUAAUUCUGAUAUUUCAAAUAAGAAAAUUCCACCCAAAUUAAAAGCAAUGAAACCCAAAAUAAAAAUACCUGAACCCAAAUUUAAAACAUUAGAAAUGAAAAGUGAUGAAAAACCAUCAAAUAUUAACAAUGUUCAAAAUGAUAUGAAAAAGAUGAUGCCAAAACUGAAAUCAAUCAAACCAAAAAUAAAAAUACCUGAACCAAAAUUUAAAUCAUUAGAACAAACUAUCAAAAAAGAAGAAUCAUGUAUCAAGUCUACAGGUUCAAACAAGGAACCACCCAAGUCAAUUAUGAAACAAUCUAGUACUUAUAGUAAUAAUUCACAACCCAUAUUAAAAAGACUUCAAACAUCGAAAAAAAAAGUGUCUAUUGAUUUAGUUGAUGAUGAAGAUGAUAUAUCAAAUGAAAAAAAUUUGAAUAAAAAUUCAUUAUUCAAAAAUAAAUAUUAUGAAAAAAUAAAUAUUCUAGAUAAAUUAAAAAGUGUUUCCUCCAAUGAAAUAAAUAAGAAUGAAUCAAAUGUGUCCACAAAAGUUCCUAUGGGAAUAGGUAAAAUAUAUUAUUCCAUUAAAGAAAAAGGGAAAGCUUAUCAACCCUCAUUAUCUUCCUCUAUCAAAGAAAAAACAAUAACCAAUAAUGGUACUGCAUCAUUGUCACAAGAAUUGGAAAAAAAUAUAGGAAAUAACCAUCAUAUGAAUAAUGACAAAAUGUCAAAAAAUGAUUUAUCUAAUGAUAUACUAAACAAUUCAAAUAAUAGUGCAAAAAGGAUGUCAAUGGAAAAAAUAUCCAAUAAUGAUAAUAUACUAUUAGAAAAAAAUAAUACAAAUAUUAGACAAAUGAGUCAAUCACAAAUUAAGAUGUCCAAUACAUAUGGAGAAAAUAUUCUAGUGGGAAUCAAAGCCAAUAAAUCGAAUGUAGGACCAUUGACAACAUUAAAUGAAAGUAAAUUAAUUCAAGAUACUCAUUAUAUAAAUGCUUUUUCAAGAUAUAGUGGUAAUUAUGUAGGUAAAGUGACAGGACCUGCUCAUUCUAUAUCUAACUUGGAUAAAACUCCACAAAAUAUAAAUGACAAAAAGAGAUGUGUUCAAAAUGAUAUUCAUAAAAAUGGGUGCAUGUAUAAGGGAGUACCACCACCCUUUUAUGAUUAUCCUUAUAUGAUGAAUUAUCCUUAUUGUAAUAAUAUGUUAUAUAAUGGUGCAAUGGACAACCACCCUUUUUAUUUUUAUCCAGGAUUUUAUGUACCUAUGUAUCCAUAUGAUUAUUCAUAUAAUGAGACACUACCAUUUUUUAACAAUGAAAAUAUUAUACCCAAUGGAGAUGAUACUAGUGAUAUUUCUAAAUCCAUGAAGAAAAAUAAAAGAGGAGACAGAAAUAAACAAAAAGGAAUAAAUAAAAAAUGUGAAGAUAAUAUGAUAAUAGCUGGAGGGCAUUUGAAGCCAUUACAAUUUAGAAAUGGAGCAGAGUGGAAUAAGAAGAAUGAAAAAAAAUUUUAUGAUGAGGAAGGUGUAUACUAUGAAGAUGAUUAUGAUGAGGAGGAUGAUGAAUAUUAUGAUGACGAUGAUGAGGAUGAGGAAUAUAAUAAUGAAGACAAACUCUAUAAAGAACAACAUAAGAUAAACAAUAAAUAUAAAAGUUCUUAUAUUGGAAAUUCAAAAUGGUACGAAAUCGAGCACAAAUUGAAUAAUUGUCGAGGGGUUAUAGAAGAAGAUAAAGCAACAAAAGGAAUGAUGAAAAAAAAAAAAAAAAAAAGUGUGAAUGAAAAAAAAGCUUAUUACGAAGACGAAACGAAAUAUUAUGAUGAGUAUGAAAGUGAAUAUAGUAAUCCAUAUGACAGUGAAUAUAAUGAUACCUAUCUUUCUGAUGAUCAAUUAAAAAAUAAGAAUAUGUAUAAAAAUGGUAUAUAUAAUAAAAGACGAUUAAAUAAUAGAAAACAAAAGCAUGAUUUAGAAGAAAACACAUUGGAAGAUACAUAUAAUUUCAAUUUUGAUGAUAUAUAUAAAAAUUACAAAAUUGAAUAUUUAAAUGAAAAACUUAAGUGGGCCAAUGAAAACUUGAAAAAAAAGAAAAAUAUGAAAAAUAUGAAAAAUAAGAAAAACCAAAAGGAUGAAAUCAAAAUAGAUCAGGAAGAAACAAAUGAUUGUGGUCCUACAGAAGGUACACGAAAAAAGAAUGUGGAACGUUUAGAAGAUAUAGCUCAUUUAUUUUUACCAAAGCAGAAAAAACAUGAUAACAUGUUUAAUUUAUCAUUAAACAUUUCGAAGAUGUCUAAUAAUGAUAAGGACGAUAUAAUAAAUAUGCUUUUUUCUUGUAGAGAAUUAGAAAAAUUAAUUGAAGAACAGCAUUGUGUAUUGGAUAUGUUGGAUAAUGACUUAAGAGAAGUAAAUGCAUCAUUAAAGUUACCAGCAACCUGGGAUAAUUUGGAAAAUUUUGAAUUAUUACAAGAAAAUAUUUUAAAGGAAGAAGAACAUGGAUUGCCAUUAAAUAAUACUCCUUUUUUUAUAAAAGGAAAGGUAGCACUAAUACCAAAGGAUAUAAAUACUUUUUUUGAUGAUGAAAAAAAAGGUGGAUUAAUAGGAAAAAAGGAUUAUUAUAUUAAGAAUGUGGUUCAGAUGGCAACUCAAGUGAAUACCCCAACGCCUGUUAAAUAUGUUCCAAAAUUUACGAAAGCGAAAGUAAAGCCAAAAGUGCCCUUGUUAUUGAAAAAUAAUGCUAAAGCUUAA